Molecule: messenger RNA, 3265 nt
Organism: Caretta caretta (loggerhead turtle)
Lineage: Eukaryota; Metazoa; Chordata; Testudines; Cheloniidae
Gene: SGK2
Product: serum/glucocorticoid regulated kinase 2
Biological process (GO): protein phosphorylation
Molecular function (GO): ATP binding; protein serine/threonine kinase activity
Source: RefSeq, a predicted model, not a curated record
AGGUAAAUAACACCCUUAUGCAACUGGUACUAGUUAGCACACUCGGCUUCCUCCAGUGCUGCGUGACUGGACAGCUCUGCCUGCUUGACUGUCUCCUUUUGGCAGGGGAAGGCCAAGAAACCGCACAGCUUCUGCGAGCCUCCCUGCCGGACGUCUACCUGCCUCCUGGACCCCGAGGAAGCGGACCCUACUCACCUGGUGCCAAUUACUGAAUUGCUAGCAGAGUUUCUCAGGCAGCGUGCAUCUCUUUGGGCUGACUUUAUGCCCAUGCCCCGGCCAGAGACCCCCUCCACAGCACUGGGGAAGACUAAGGAUCUUAUAAAGCACGGGUGCGAGAGGAUAGAACAGACCAUCAAGGCCUCGGGCUCCAGGCUGUGCUCCUAAAAACCAGCUCCCGGGAACGAGAGAGGGCCAAGCUACAAAGUGUCUCUUUUGGUUCCUUCCUGCACCUGUCGAUCCAAAGUGCCAUUUGGAGCUGGUGCUUGGAACCACCGCUGAGCACAGCUCUUUCCUAAAAGAUGCCCCAGUGCUGAAAGAGUUGCCUUCUUAAUGGACCGUUCUAAAAAUCCGGAUAACAGCCCCCAGCCUCUGACACCGACUGACAACAUCAACCUUGGCCCUUCUGCUAAUCCAAAUGCCAAGCCAACGGAUUUUGAUUUUCUGAAAGUUAUUGGCAAAGGAAGCUUUGGAAAAGUUCUCCUGGCCAAACGCAAGUCUGAUGGGAUGUCUUAUGCUGUGAAAGUCUUGCAGAAGAAAUCCAUCCUGAAGAAAAAGGAGCAAACCCACAUUAUGGCGGAACGCAACGUGCUGCUGAAAAACGUGAAACAUCCUUUCCUGGUGGGCCUCCACUACUCUUUCCAGACCUCCGAGAAGCUCUACUUUGUGCUAGACUAUGUCAAUGGAGGAGAGCUCUUCUUCCACCUGCAAAGGGAGCGCUGUUUCUGUGAACCUCGUGCCCGCUUUUAUGCAGCUGAAGUAGCCAGUGCAGUAGGGUACCUGCAUUCCUUGAACAUAAUCUACAGGGACUUAAAACCUGAAAACAUCCUCCUGGACUGCCAGGGACACGUAGUGCUGACAGACUUUGGACUUUGCAAAGAAGGAAUGGAGCCAGAGGAAACGACAUCAACUUUCUGUGGCACCCCAGAGUACUUGGCCCCAGAAGUGCUAAGAAAACAACCCUAUGACAGAACAGUAGACUGGUGGUGUCUGGGAGCUGUCCUCUAUGAGAUGCUGUUUGGGUUGCCUCCCUUUUACAGCCAGGAUGUGUCUCAGAUGUAUGACAAUAUUCUACACCAGCCACUCCAGAUCCAAGGAACCAAGACCAUGGCAGCUUGUGAUAUCUUACAGGGACUGCUUCACAAAGACCAGAAGAGGAGGCUGGGGGCCAAGAUGGAUUUUCUGGAGAUAAAGAAUCAUGUGUUCUUCAGCCCAAUAAACUGGGAUGACUUGUAUCACAAGAGGAUCACUCCUCCCUUCAACCCCAAUGUGUCUGGUCCUGCUGAUCUGCGACAUUUUGACCCAGAGUUCACCCAAGAAGUGGUCUCGAGCUCCAUCACCCGGACUCCUGACUUAGCAGCCAGCGGCUCCAGUGUCUCAGAUGCUUUUUUAGGGUUUUCUUAUGCACCGACUGAUGAGGACUUUCAGGUUUUUAAAUAGGACUGGGGAAACCUAAUUUUAACUUAUGAUCUUAUUUUUAAAAGUGGCACUGUCCUCUGCUCAUGACUGUUAAAGAAAUUUGGACAAGCACACUAACUGGCAUGGACCUGAACUCUUUCACUGUAAUGCCCAACGCUUUUCCCUUUCUCUGGCAGGGAGGCUGCUGAUCAUCCUAGUUGGAGAUUUUACUCCUACAGAAUUGAAGUUAACUCCAUGGUCUUAUUUAUGUUUAGAAGCAUUCAUGCCAAAACCACAUCUCAGUACACUACAUGUCACUUACCCAAUAACAACUGGCCUACUUAUUUUGGAAGUGUCUGUGUAACUGUGCCUCGUACAUGUAGCUAGUCUGUCUUCUCCCUCUUGUCUGAUUGCUCCAUCAACGGUGAGGAGGAAAUCUGUUCACACUACGGGUAUGUCUACACUAGAAAUGCUACCGUGGCUCAGCUGGAGCGCUGCGGUUACAUCACUGUAGUGUAGUCACAGCAAUGGAAGGAGUUCGUCUGUUGCUGUAGUAAAAUCCACCUCUCCGAGGGGCAGGAGCUAAGUCAAUGAAAGAUGUCUUCUGUGGGAGGGCUGUCUACACUGGGGCUUAGGUCGACAGACUUAACUAUGUUUCCCAGGGGUAUGAAAAAUUCACAGCCCUGAGUGACAUAGCUCUGUCAGCCUAAGGUUUAGGUGUAGACCGGGCCUUUCUUUAUGCUGUGACGAGUCACUGUGAUGGGAAGAUGGCAUAGGAUUCUUUACUUAAAUAUGCACAUCCAGCAAAACUCCCUGAACUUUCCUUAGUAACGUGUGUUAACAACAAGCCAAAGGGUAACUGACCGGUACUAAUGUGUGUUUAGUAAUAUCUUCCCUCCCUUCUUUUUAAAGGAAGGGCUAGAUCCUUAGCUGGUGUAAAUCAGCAUAGCUCUGUUGACUACAGUGGAGUGACAGUAAUUUACACCAGCUAAGGAUCUGGUUUGGAGUCUUUUUGACAUAGCCACUUCACUCAAGCUAUCACUUGACAAAUUUGUGCAUAAUCUGAGUGUUGGACUAACUACAUUCCACCCUUCCAGGCUGGGAGCUCUGCACCCUAGGAAUGAGAACUGGUUUCCCGCCAGGAUUAAAGAAUUCAGAUCUCCCAAGUAUGAAAGUGCUCCAAAUCCUACAUGUAGUAGUACCUACUGAAUACCCCAUGGGCAACCGCCAAUCUGAGUGCCCAGAUGAUGUAGGUGGGAGGUUUUUUUGAAAAAGGCUCCCAAAUUUAAAUGGAAUCUGAUAUAUGUGUGUGUGUGUGUGUGUGUGUGUGUUAAAGGCUAAUUUAUUCAUUCUGCCUUAAUUUAAAUGCUGGUGUCUGGGUUGUUUUUGUUUUUUAAAUGUUAUUCAUAGUGUUUUGAGACUCUCCUCUACUUGUUCACACAUGGACGAUAUUAGCAUGAAAAACCUGGAUUUCUAAAGACUGGUCCAAAUGAGCAUAUUGUCUUCUGCUCUAGAAGCUCUGUUAACAGGCUGGAGCACUGGUGAUACUUGCAUUGAAAAGAGCACGGGAACUUUUUUUUAUUCUUGCCCAAUUUUACCUUUAUUGUACAUACUGAAGAUAUUAAUAAAAAAAGUCCUAUUUUAAAGUGAA